UUUCAGAAAACCUCUCUCCGCAAAAAUCUAAAGACUUUUCUCUGAAUCCACACCUUCACUUGAACUCACACUUAGGUGUUGCCUAUGUCCCUUAUUUGUCUUUCUCUCUCAACCUGUUCUCUAAACCUUCAUCUUCCCACCUAUAACAAUCUUUUUGUGUCUUCCUUACUCAUCAAGCAUAACCCACUUUUUUCCUAUAUAUCUACUCGUUCUUUUGAAGCUUCCCUAGCUAUAUAUCAUGGAAUCAAACCUUCAUGAAGACUCCAAGAGCUCCAGCGAAGAAGAAACCGAUCGAUCCGAGCAAGCAAAUGAUGAUAUGGGCACAGGUCGCUCCUAUGAGUGUGUUUUUUGCAAGAGAGGCUUCACUACUGCACAGGCUUUGGGUGGACAUAUGAAUAUUCAUAGGAAAGAUAGAGCCAAGCCAAGGCCUAGCUCAGUCAUUCCUUCAAUUUCCAGCAAAGUUGAUGACGAUUAUUAUGCAAGUUUAAGAGGCUAUCCACCAAUUCAGAGCUACCCACCUCACUAUUCCACCGCUCAUCAUCACCAUCAUGAGGUACUUAGAAAUUAUCAAACAUUUUUUCCAGCAGCGUCUACAUGGGAUUUUAGACCCCCACAUAGCGACGAUUUGCAUGUGCAAAGCCCUCAGCUUUUGAAUCCUUUCGAGGAGGAUUGGCGAAGGAGUCUAAGCCUGCAAAUUGGUCCAUCCCAUGUAGAUGAUAGUAAAGGAAAAACAGAAGACGGCAGCGAAGCAGACGAGUUAGAUUUGGAGCUGAGACUUGGUCAUGAUCCAUAGUAUUUAUUAUUCUAUCAGGUAUUUGAUGAGGAACUUGCAUAUAUGUUAAUUAUAUAUAUAGCUGUAUUUGAUAUAUUAUUGUACAGCUAUGGAUUUUUCGAUGCUUCAAAAAAAUGGGGGAAAAUGUGGAAAAUUAUUAUGUUGCUUAAUUUAUAAGUGUAUUUUGGCAUAUCUUUUUGGGGCAAUUCUGCUGGGAAGACGUAUAUGGUAGGAGAGGCAAGUUUUCCACUUGUACGUUCAGGAAGAAAGACAAUAAAUUAUAAUAAAAAUUCCUAGUUAAAUUGCAGAUUUUGAAGGAAGUUUUAUCAGUCUCCUUCAUCCUCUAUGGAACCCUAUAUUGAUUUAGGGUUAUAUGAGAUGUUCUUCUCUUUGCAAGUGUUGUCAC
Messenger RNA from Hevea brasiliensis (rubber tree), 1178 nucleotides. Its product is annotated as zinc finger protein 10. Lineage: Eukaryota; Viridiplantae; Streptophyta; Magnoliopsida; Malpighiales; Euphorbiaceae. The coding region runs from base 239 to 793 and encodes 184 amino acids. The record is from RefSeq and is a predicted model, not a curated record. The transcript has a single exon.